AUGGUUUCUCAAACGUACAAAGAACAAGAUCCACAAAAACAAAUAGCGCAUAGGAUGGCACUCCAACCACAAUACGACGAAUUUAAAGCUACAACACAAGACUGCUGCACUGUUGGUUCCAAUGAUGACGACAAGACGAGGAUCAAAGAGCCAUGCCACCCAAAAGCUGUGCACGACACGAAAUGCAGCUUUGACGGAACAAUAGCUGUGGAUGCUGACGAUGACACUACUCUGUCCACAUUGGACACUUCUUCGGAUGAUCUACUAGAGAGGGGCAUUGCACGGGUCGGGGCAAGAACGGCAGAGGAGGACCGCCAAAGGAGGGUACAACAGCGACCAUGGUCCAAGAAGCCUGGGGUUGCUUUGGGUCUCAUUAUCCUGCUAAUAGCCGUGGUGGUGCUAGCGACAAGUCUGUGGUUAUGGCUAGCGUUGAAAGACGUGGAUGAAGAGAGGGAGCCAAUCUUCGGAAUCCAAGCGAAUGUUACUUUCUUUCGCCGUCAUUUGCAAUUUGACGCACAUCCCUGA
This is a messenger RNA of Seminavis robusta, 525 nucleotides long. Lineage: Eukaryota; Bacillariophyta; Bacillariophyceae; Naviculales; Naviculaceae. The record is from the annotation of a GenBank genome assembly.